AUGAUUGACAUUAAUAAUCUUCAAAAGGCCAGUGCAAUUUUGAAGUUUUCUGGGGACAUUCGAGACUUUAUCAACUGGAGAGCAUCGUUUCUCGAAGCUGUCCAUUAUAAAGUGAACGAGUCGGCCGCGCGAAAAAUUACUGCGCUAAACAGCACGUUGCCCAGCGAGAUUUUUGUAAAAAUCUCCCGAGGGACAACGUACUCGGCCGAUGGUUACGUUGCUCGAAUCAGAAACCUUGAAAAGGAUUUUGGAGAUGGCUCAAAGCUGUACAAUGUGGUAUGGAGGAAUUUAACCAAAGCUCCUCACAUUGGCAGCAUCAAACAAACCAACAAUGUUGAAUCGUUUGUCCGACUAUUCGACGAGUUUGUUAACCAUGCCAAAAUCUUGAAUAUUGGCCAUGACGAUAAGCUUGUCUACAGCAUCAUAACUUCCAAGUUUGAUGAGGACAUAGUCUUGAAAUUUCAAAGUUGUGCCAGAUUGAUGGGAAUCGAGGUUAACGCCUCGAAUUUCCGCAACUGGCUUGAUGCCGAACUUCAAGAUGUUUUAUCGUUCAGAGCUGGACAGAUGCAUCUGUCACUGAGGGGAGAAAAUCGAUACGACCAGUCCGGAUCAAAAUUCUCCACUCAAGCUCCUGGCCAAACCAUUGAUG
This is a messenger RNA of Paramuricea clavata, 649 nucleotides long. The record is from the annotation of a GenBank genome assembly. NCBI's taxonomy places the organism in Eukaryota, Metazoa, Cnidaria, Anthozoa, Malacalcyonacea, Plexauridae.